Messenger RNA from Coregonus clupeaformis (lake whitefish), 5632 nucleotides. Its product is annotated as collagen alpha-6(IV) chain-like. The coding region runs from base 1 to 4902 and encodes 1633 amino acids. Gene Ontology annotation, cellular component: collagen trimer. The transcript has 40 exons. Gene Ontology annotation, molecular function: extracellular matrix structural constituent. The record is from RefSeq and is a predicted model, not a curated record. Lineage: Eukaryota; Metazoa; Chordata; Actinopteri; Salmoniformes; Salmonidae.
AUGUCUUCCUGCUCAGGCUCACAAGGGCGUCCAGGGGCCUUGGGGCCUGUGGGACCCGGUGGACCAGAGGGGUUCCCAGGCGACAAAGGGCCUUUGGGACAAAAAGGAGAGAGGGGCCACGUCGGACUCACAGGCCCCUCUGGGCCGAAAGGAGACAAGGGGCCCUUGGGCGUUCCAGGGUUCCCAGGAACCGACGGAGUCCCAGGUCACCCAGGUCAGGACGGUGGCAGGGGUCUACCAGGAGCUGAUGGAUGUAACGGUACCCAGGGAGACCCAGGUCCCAGAGCUCUAGACAGAGGAAUACCUGGAGCUUCAGGACUCCCUGGGCCUAAUGGUCCUAAAGGACAGAAGGGAGAACCUGUAUAUGUUGGAACCGGAGGGGGAGCUCCUGAUUUGCCUGGGCUGGACGGUGUGCCUGGUCCCAGAGGUCCUGACGGAAGGCCUGGGGACAUCGGCCCCAGAGGUCCUGAUGGAUUCCUUGGUAAUCCAGGUCCCCCCGGUCCCCUUGGUCCUGUAGGGAGCCCCAGCCUAGGGUUUCAGGGGGAGCCAGGAGAUAAGGGUAACACUGGUCCGCCCGGACCUCGAGGCGUGCCCGUCGACGUGGCGCUAGAAGGCUCAUCUAUUGUCACUAUCUACAAAGGAGAGAAGGGGGAAGGGGGUUACAAAGGAGUGCGUGGACCAUCUGGUAGACCCGGCCCACCUGGUCCUUUUGGCUAUCCUGGCGAGAAGGGAGAGAAUGGAAUUCUGGGGUAUCCAGGGGGACGGGGUCCUCCUGGUUUUAAUGGACCUCCCGGAUCUCAAGGAAGACAGGGAUUCACAGGCAGUCCAGGGUUCCCCGGGCAACCAGGCUACAGAGGACCUAAGGGUGACCAGGGGGAACAGGGGCCUCCCGGACCCCCCAUCUACAGAGACACACAAGGGCUGGCUGUUCAAGGAGCACAAGGUGACAAUGGUAUCGACGGCUUCCCCGGUCAACCAGGUGACGUGGGCGCUCCAGGGUUUCCAGGACAACCAGGACGACCAGGCGACUCCUUCGGCGAUGGUCGUAGAGGCAGCCCAGGGUUCCCUGGUACCCCAGGGCCUAAGGGAGAGAGGGGUAACCCCGGCAGACAGAGAUACGGUCCUGAGGGCCAACCAGGAGGACCAGGCUUACCAGGAUCCCCCGGACCUCCCGGACCACCAGACAGAUCUGAGGUCAAGUGUGUGUGUGUCAAUCUACCAGGAACUCCAGGACCACCAGGAGACCAGGGUCCACCUGGAGCCAGCGGGUACAAAGGACCCAAAGGGGAGCUGGGUGACUGUAACUGCCUGGGAGGAGGCACCUCGGGUGGGGUGGGGGCACCGGGUGCUCCUGGGGCCGAUGGAAGACCUGGGGCCUUCGGCAGGAAGGGCGAGAGCGGAGACCCAGGCAUACCCGGUUUGGUAGGAACAACAGGAAGACCUGGCUGUAUGGGCGAGAACGGUUUCUUCGGGCGUAAAGGAGAGAAGGGUGCCUCGUUCAGCCAGGGGAUCAAGGGUGAACUGGGGUCCCAGGGCCCUCGAGGGCCCCCUGGAAACAUGGGCCGACCCGGGAGAGAUGGACUUCCUGGGUCCCCCGGACAGCCUGGGCCUCCUGCUGAUGUACAUGAAAAAGGAACCGUUGGAGAGAAAGGAUUCCCAGGGUCCUCAGGCGCCAAAGGUCGCGCUGGUGAACCUGGAGAGAAAGGAUCUGGCUACCAGGGUACCAUCGGUACCCGCGGGUUGCCAGGCGACCCGGGAUUUACGGGGUUACCAGGGCAACCUGGUUCACCUGGCCCUCCAGGGCUAACGUUACCAUGUCGUCUACCUGGUGAGGAUGGAGAACCCGGCUUCCCCGGAAAACCCGGAAGACCAGGUCCCAAGGGCGAGCCGGGUUUCCCAGGUGGUCCCGGUCGGCCCGGUUUUGACGGAGGAAAGGGAGAGAGAGGAGACCCAGGUUAUGGAGGCCAGCCUGGACCACAAGGUUUCCCUGGCCCCAGAGGAGAUGCGGGGGGGCCAGGUAUCCCAGGCGAGGGUUGUCCAGGGUCCCCAGGGAAGAACGGGCUCCCGGGGCGGCCGGGGGAGAAGGGCCAGCCGGGGGAGGUGCUAGGGGCCUCAGCAGGGCUCCCUGGAACACCUGGGUUCCCAGGAGUACCAGGAGACAAGGGAGAGCCAGGAGCAUCAGGACUUCCCGGAGGAUCAGGUUUUGAUGGUCGGUCUGGCAUUCCCGGAGCUAAGGGUGAGCGCGGUACGGAUGGUUACCCCGGAACUUUAGGUCUGCCUGGAUUUCCCGGAGACAGACGCGAUGGAUUUCCCGGUCCUGCUGGACCAGCCGGAACCAAUGGAUUACCCGGAUCUCGAGGCUACCCCGGUUUAAAAGGAGCCAGAGGUGACGUGGGCUUCCCAGGCCCAGCUGGGAGGAAGGGACCACCAGGAGAACAAGGAGGUGAUGGAUCUUCAGGACUCAGGGGCCUUCCAGGACCACCGGGCCCCGGGGGAAGAGACGGCAUCUCUGGGGGACCAGGAAGGAAGGGCGAGAGCGGUUACCCCGGACUGGUGGGUUUCCCCGGAAGACCAGGUAACCCUGGAAGACCCGGUGGACCAGGAGGAAAAGGAGCUCCAGGGUUCUCAGGAAGAGACGGCCUGCCCGGAGACUUCGGCGCGCCAGGACCUAAAGGUGACAAAGGUUACCCUGGUCUCCCUGGUGCACCCUCUCCGCCCGGAGAAGAUGACCUGGAGAAGGGACAGAGGGGCGACAACGGUGCCAACGGACUACCCGGUUUCCCUGGACCUAGAGGUGACAAGGGUUUCCCAGGCCAGCCUGGUCGUCAGGGUUUGCCCGGGCUGCCUGGUUAUACUGACAGGGCUAAAGGAGAACCAGGACUUCCUGGUCUCCCCGGACGCCCAGCCGGGCCAGGCUACCCAGGACCUAAAGGAUCUCCCGGUAUCAUCGGCUUCCCUGGCAUGCCUGGACCAAGGGGUGACGAUGGCGGGCCUGGUUUCCCUGGUAACCCCGGAGUCCCUGGUCAGCCAGGUGCUAAAGGGGAGAGAGGUGACUCGUCUUGCUACCCCGGAAGUCCCGGAGCUAAAGGUGAGUCCGGAAACCCCGGUUACCCAGGUGGCCCAGGUGCUAAUGGUGCCCCCGGUGACAACGGUUUCCCAGGGGGCCCUGGGUUCAGCGGACAGAAGGGAGCACCAGGCGUUCCAGGAAGACCCGGACUCUUGGGUACCCCUGGUUUCACUGGGGCUAAGGGUCUGAACGGAUACCCAGGAGGAAGAGGUUCCGACGGGACGCCUGGCCGCCCCGGCUCCCCUGGAUCAUCUGGAGAGAAAGGUCUGCCGGGAUCUCCUGGUCUUGAUGGACUCAACGGACUGGCUGGGCCCAACGGUCUACCAGGAAGCCCAGGUUAUAGUAAGGAGGGUCGCCCCGGCACCCCUGGAGUGGCCGGUCUGAAGGGAGAGAGGGGAUCCUCCAUCCCAGGAGCACCAGGGUACAACGGGGAGAAGGGAGCGAGAGGAGAGUCAGGGGGUCCUGGUAUGACGGGCUUCCCAGGUCUGCCUGGGCGUCGUGGGGAGACAGUCGGCUCCAAUAUCCCUGGACCUCCGGGAGACCCAGGCCUGCCCGGACUCGAUGGAGUAGGAGGUUACCGUGGUCCUCCAGGUCCCGCAGGCCCACCGGGGCCCAGUACGGCCCAGGGAGACAGAGGCGACGCUGGGCUUCCUGGCUUCCCCGGUACCCCUGGGAGACGUGGAGACCCUGGAGGUCCCGGUGUCCCAGGAAGGGACAGCAGCCCUGGAUUCAAAGGAGAGAGAGGCCACUCUGGGUACAGUGGAGUACCAGGAACCAAGGGCUACCCUGGAGAUGCAGGAGAUUACGGAGGGAAAGGACAAAAAGGAAGGAAAGGUACUUCUGGUUGUAAGGGAGCCCGAGGUAUGAUUUUAGAUAUCCCGGAUAUCCCGACUCCCUAUGGAGACAUGGGAGGCUCUGGUCCCAAAGGAGCUCCAGGGGCAGUGGGAGAACCAGGCAAUCCCGGCAUGCUAGGCAGAGGGGGUCCUAAAGGCAGGCCCGGUGCGGUGGGGAAGCUGGGGAGGAACGGAGGGUCAGGUCUGGAUGGACCUCUGGGAGACCCUGGUUCUCCUGGUUUCCCUGGACCUACCGGAUCACAAGGUCUGCCUGGUAAGCCUGGUCUGCAGGGUCCCCCUGGUAGUGUGGUCCGCAGCAGGAGUGUUGGUUUCACCCUGGUGAAACACAGUCAGAACAACCAGGUACCCAUGUGUCCCCAGGGCAUGGCCCGGCUCUGGGAGGGAUACAGUCUGCUGUACGUAGAGGGGCAGGAGAAGGCACACAACCAGGACCUCGGUAUGGCGGGCUCCUGCCUCCCCCGUUUCAGCACUGUCCCCUUCCUUUACUGCACACCCAACGAGAUCUGCUACUACGCCAGCCGCAACGACAAGUCCUAUUGGCUGUCCACCACGGCGCCCAUCCCCAUGAUGCCGGUGGGAGAGGAGGCCAUCAGCCAGUACAUCAGCAGGUGCUCCGUGUGCGAGGCCAUGUCCCAGGCUGUGUCCGUCCACUCACAGGACCUCACCAUCCCCACCUGCCCUGCUGGCUGGAGGUCCCUCUGGAUCGGGUACUCCUUCCUCAUGCACACUGCUGCCGGGGCAGAGGGUGGAGGCCAGUCCCUGGUUUCACCCGGGUCCUGUCUGGAAGACUUCCGCGCCACUCCCUUCAUCGAGUGUAACGGGGCCAAGGGCACCUGCCACUUCUUUGCCAACAAGUACAGCUUCUGGCUGACCACGGUGGAGCCUAACCGGGAGUUCAACCCCCCUCCGAUGGACACGCUGAAGGGAGGCAACCAACUCAGCAGAGUCAGUCGCUGUCAGGUCUGCAGCAAGAUUUUGUAGCCGGGAGAAGAGUCAAAGAUAGAGAGAUAGAGAGAAGAUAUGGGAAAUGGAAAACAGAGAGACUGAAACAAAGGAGAGGGUGAUGAUUACUUCUCAGAAAGAAAAAGAGAGGAGGUAAAAAAAAAUAUUUAAAAAACUAAAUAUUAAUUAUGACAGAAUUUGAGCUCCCCCCUGCUUCAUCUGAGGGUCUCCCUUGGGGUGUAAGGGCGUCCUGAAGGACCGACGAGGGCACUUCUGUGGGUUUAUGAUGCCCUUAUAUCGAUGUUAGAGAGAGGGGGAUGGAUAUAGAGCGAGAGAGGGAGGGAGGGAUGGAGAGAUGUGGGGUCUUGGUGUUGAUUGCUCUGCACUAGAAUAUCACUGACAGUGUUGCUAUAGCUACUGCACUGUUGUAUGUGUCUUUAUUUGGGUGUUUUCUCAUUACUAUGGUUACAUGUCUGAAAACAUUCAAGGCUACCUAGUGACACCGCAAACCAACCCUUCGGACCGCACUGAACCGCUUGCCCUUCCUGGCAGCGUCCCAAAUGGCUCCCUAUAUAGUUAACUACUUAUGGCUUGGGCUCCAUAGGCCUCUGGUCAAAAGUUGUGUAUAUAGGGUGCCAUUUGGGACAGAAACCUUCUCUACCAUAACAACAACAACAACUACAGUCAUAAACCUGAGAGACCUGCUAUACAAACAGUUGAAGUGGGAAGUUUACACACACUUAGGUUGGAGUCAUUAAAACUCGUUUUU